Molecule: messenger RNA, 5818 nt
Organism: Microbotryum saponariae
Lineage: Eukaryota; Fungi; Basidiomycota; Microbotryomycetes; Microbotryales; Microbotryaceae
Source: the annotation of a GenBank genome assembly
AUGAACAGGAAGAUCUCGUAUCCCAUCCUUCAGGGCCAGCCUGAGCCGAGCGAAGCGCCGUCGGUUGAAGCACCCCCCGCCGUAACAAAGGGGCUGUCCUCCCCUCGGCAACAGCACCACCAGCGCCCGCGCGCCACGCCCCCGACGACCCCACGAUCCGACUCGCUCCCCAUGACUCAGUUGUCACCGAGAUCUCAUUCACUCAAAGCGUCCUCCCACCAUAGAUCACCUCGGUUGGGUCAGGACACGUUCGACAAUGAAACUAGGAGGCUCGGCACACCUGCUCGCUCCCCAGGCAACACAGGAGCCGGCCAUACGGCCGAGCUUUCCAAAGGCGGUCUGGCUGCCCAGCCGGUUCACUAUCGGAAACUGUCCUACGACGACAGCGUCCAUCCGAUACCAGAGGAGACUGCCGACCACACCCUACCAAUUAGCACAACCAGAACGCUCGAGUGGGAUCACUCGUGGCUCAGUCCGACCGCAAAAUCACCCAUCUCGAGGUACGUGGAAAAUCCGCGAUUCGACUCCAUCCAUCUUACUGACACUUGCUUUGCCUCAACAGACCCGAAAAAGCAUGGCAGAGCUUUGACGACACAUCGCGUGCCAAAAUCAUGCCUGGCACCUACAUGCCCACUCUUGCACCGGCGGCCGAGCUUCAGUCACGGACUUCCCUGGAGGAGGAGAAGCAGCCGUCGGGGUCGAGCGACGACGGCAGCGACAGUUCAGAAACAGCUCGGAAGAAGCCCGACGCGAAGCCUUCGGUGAUGCUCCUGUUCGCUCUCACCUCCCGGUCCGACCGUUUCACCAUCGUUCUCCCCGCAACCAUCCUAUCGGUUCUCGCAGGUCUGGUCGCCCCUUACAUGACCGAGGUGAUCGGAAAGGCUUUCGGGACCUAUUCGAACUAUGCACUUGCCGUGAUGCACCAACCCCCUCUAUCGGCUGACCAACUUGCCGCCGCACGACAUACGAUGCUCAGUCAAUCACGCACUUCGGCGAUCACGUUCGCCGGUAUCGGCGUGGCGAUCUUUUUUCUUCAAGUGUCGUCAACUUGGAUGUGGACCAUCCAUGGUGAGAGGGUCGUUAGAGCACUGCGGAAAGAAGUGUAUGAAGGUGUGAACAAGAGAAGUAUAGGGUGGUUCGACAUGGGCAUGGGCGUCGACACUUCUGCCGAUAGUGACGAGGAGGAGGUGGAGGAUGGUGAUGAGGAAACGGGAGCGGGCAGUGGAGGUCUCGUGGGCAGAUUCACGAGGUGAGCUGUCCACGUUGGUCAUCUAAGAAUAGGAUAUUUUAAUCACUGAUUCUACCAACAUGCCAAACAGAGAAACUGACGAUGUGCGGAUGGCGACCUCGGCGACAUGCGGGCUCGUCGUUCAAUACCUCACUUCGUUCUUCGUGGCCCUCGGGAUCUCUUUUUACCGCUCCUACAUGCUCACUUUCGCUGUCCUCGGUUGCUUCCCCAUCAUCGCAUUCGUUGUUUCCUCUACGGAGAGUAGAGCGCACUCUCUGGUCCUCGAAGAUCGCGAAUACUCGACCAAGUCAGCAUCCCGCCUCGAUCGCAUCCUCGGAGCCAUCCCGACCGUCAAAGCCUUCAACGCAGAGGAGCGCGAGGUCAAGUCCUUUUCUGCGCUCACCAACAUCGCUUUCAACGUCUACAACCGUCUACACUUUAUUUGGGGUCUGCGAGGCGGUAUCGUGCAGUUCAUCAUCAUGGCCAUGUUUGUGCAGGGCUUUUGGUUCGGGUGGUGGCUCGUCAGUCACGGCAAGGCCUCGGCGCAGUCGAUCAGCACUUGCUUCUGGGCUUGCCUCGUCGCUUCGAGUUACGUCCAGUCUUGCGUGCCACUCUUGGUCACGAUCGAAAAGGGUAAAGUCGCGAUGGCUGGAGAGCUCAAUCUGGCUAGGCAGACCGAGAUCACUUCAGGCCCAGAUGCGAACCGAAACUCGGCGGUCGUCAAGGAUCCUCGCUCGUCGAAGGAGACUUCCCGAGGAGGUCGCAGCAAGAGCAAGCACUUUAGAGGCGCAUCGAAGGACAGUUCCGUACCGCUGCGCGAUAGUAAGACGUCUUCGAUCGCAUUGAGUGAGCUGCGACGUGAGAGUAGUUCCCCGCCUCUCGUCUCCGUCCCCAUGUCGACGAGCGCUCCCGUGUUCAUCCCCGUCAACGGUGCGAUGAGCAAGAAGCAUCGUGGCCAAUCUGCCCCUCGUGCGCUCCGCAAGGUCCAGCCCUCCAUCUUCACAGGCGAGCUGUCCCUUCGAGGCGUCACUUUUCACUACCCUUCGCGACCUCACCCUGCUCCCCCUGUCCUUCAAGACGUCAGCUUGUACCUCGCCGCUCGGGAAACGACCUUCAUUGUCGGUGGAUCAGGAAGUGGCAAGUCGACCGUCGCGAGUCUUCUCAUGGGUUUGUACACACCUGAAUCUGGACGUGUCGAAGUCGAUGAACAAGGUCUGGAAUGGAUAGACGACGAGUGGCUUCGAUCGCACGUUGCUUGCGUCUCUCAAGGCGCGGCUAUCAUCUUUGAAGGUACCGUUCACGAGAACGUUGCGAUGGGUGUCGUAGGUCAAGUACGGGAAGACGGGACCCGUAGGAAGAUUGAGGAUGUGACUCGGGAAGAGGUGACCACCGCGUGUCGGGGUGCGUUGUUGCACGAUUUCGUACGCGACCUUCCUGAGGGUUACGAUACUUGGUUGAGUGGCGAGAAGGGUGCUGCGCUCAGUGGAGGUCAACGACAACGACUUGCCAUUGCAAGGGCUUGGAUUCGAAACCCGACGGUGUUGAUAUUGGGUAGGUUAUCGUUAUAAAACGAUAUAAAUGAAGUGACCUCUGACCGUUUCUUUCCUUGCACUUUGUACAGAUGAAGCUACGUCGGCGCUCGAUGCCACUUCUCGUCUGCUCGUCUCGGAGGCCGUCAAGGCAUCUCGCAAGAACAGGACCACCAUCAUCAUCACCCACGACCUUUCCGCGAUCGAGGAGAACGACUUUGUCUACGUCAUGGCCGAUGGACAAGUCGUCGAGCAAGGCUAUCGACGCGACCUCGAAGCAGUCGACUACGGUCCUUUCAACCAGCUUGCGCAGCAACAGCAGCAACUACCGCGUCUUGAGCUCGGAGAGGAAGAGACUCAGAUGAACGACACAGACGUGUUAGAGGAACUUUCUGCCGAGUUCUUGGGCACCCAGUCAGCUACGCGGUCUUCCUACUGGCCUCAAUCAAAGCACAACAGUCGACGAGCUUCGUCCAACUGGGGUUUUCCGGGAACUGGCUUGAUGGGCGGUGGCAGUGGGGUGUGCAAUGUGGCUCGGGCUUCUCGAGAUCUUCAAAAGGCUCGUCGGGCCUCUAUGGGAUACAAGACGACCUCCAGCUCAUUGGCGGUCCCCACCGAGCCGCUGCCGCGGCGUCACCCCUCUUCUGGACAGGGGUCAGUGUCGUCGCGCGACCAUACUUCUUCCAAGAUGGAGCUCGGCUCCACCUGUUCCUCGCCUUUCAGAUUGGAUGAAAGCAUGGGCCGCCGACGAGACUCGAGUCUCUCCUUCGUCGUCCUCGAACAGCUCGCCUCAGCCGCAGUCGCUCGACGACCUGUCAUCAACCGCGUCAAGCACGAUUCGUACAUCGAAGGGUCCGAGUUGAGCACGACCCCUCACGUCAGCGAAAAAGGCGCCAUUGGCGACGUCGUAGUCGAGAUGACUUCGGAUCGAGCCCCGCGCAAGGUCAUGUCUUUGUUUCGAAUCGCGCGCGAGUUCUAUCCGACCUUGCCCAACAAGAUGGCCCUUUUCCUGGGCCUCUUCCUCUCGAUUGUCGUCGGUGUUUCUACACCCGUGUUCUCCUUCUUGUUGGCCAAGCUCAUCGCCAACCUCGCCAACCCUCACGCCGGAAAAGUCGUCACCAGAACCUCGUUGCUCGUGCUCCUCGUCGCGGCCAUUGACGGACUCGCCGACUUCUUCAAAUUCUACAUCCUCGAACGCUGUGCAAUGGGAUGGAUCACCUCCCUUCGCUGCCGAGGUCUUGCACUUGUACUUCGCCAAGACAAGUCGUUCUUCGACCGACCGGAGAAUACGACCGGGGCUCUCGUUCAUUCCCUCGUCAAGGACGCCGAGGACGCCCGCUUGCUCGUCGGCACCGUCAUCAGCCAAGUUCUCGUCUGCGCCACCAUGCUGCUUUUGGGCGUCUUUUGGGCCAUGGCUACCGGUUGGGAGUUGACCCUCGUUGGGGUUGGUUUUGCACCCAUCUUCCUUUUCCUUACUCGAGGUCUUCAGGUGCUGCACGCUAAGCACGAGGCGCGCAAUAAGGUGCUACGCGAAAAUGUGGCGAGGCGGUUCCAUCUCGUGAGUUUCCACUAGUCUAGAGUUUUGACGGAAGCCUUUUUGAGCUCACAAUAAUUCUCUUUGUACCCCUUGUAGAACGUUUCCAAUAUCAAGGCGCUUCGCUCCAUGUCGCUCGAGUCCGUCGUCCUUGCCAAGUUCGAACACACUCUCCGCGAGACGUACGCCGGAGCGAUGCGAGCUGCCCCUCUCGCAGGGAUGGGCAACGGUGUCACAUUAGGACUCACAUUCGUGGCUGAGGGUAAAUAAUGACCUUCUGCGCUAUUGUUGCUUCAAAAUUGCUGAAUACUUCAUGGACUCCUCUGCAGCUGUCAUGGUCUACGUCGGCGCCUUGCUGAUCGCGAACGGUCGCUACGACUUUGAAAAAAUGGCGACGAUUUUCUCCCUCAUCAUUUUCUCGAUGACUUAUGCCGCACAAAUCGCGAUCUAUAGUACGUUCGUAAAAAAUUCGUAAUCGACCAACUGCCCUCUCAAGCUUACCUUGUUGUGUUUCCCGUAGUGCCAGCCAUCACCAAAUCCCAAGAAGCCAUCAUCGAUCUCUCGCGCCUCUUGGAACUCGACACCAACACCUCCGAAUCGGAAGGUUCGAUGGUCUUCCCCGUCCAGGGAGCGAUCUCGUUCAACAAGGUCGACUUCUCGUACCCUUCGCGAGCGGAUGUCCCCAUCUUGCGAGAGAUCUCAUUCUCGAUCAAAGCGGGGGAAUGUGUUGGGAUUGUUGGGUGAGCCUGCCACCGAUUACGUCGUCUACUUGAAACCGUUACUGACCCAUUCAAACUACUCGCAGUUCAUCCGGAUCGGGAAAAUCAACUGUCACCGCCCUCCUUCAACGUUUGUACGAGCCCUCGAACGGCUCGGUCCUUCUUGACGGUCGACCCCUCUCCCGCGUCGAUGUCAAGUUCCUCCGCAAUCACGUCGCCGUCGUUUCCCAACACCCCGUCCUCUUCGACCUCUCGAUCGCAGACAACAUCUCCUACGGUUGCAAUCUCUCCGAACCUCGACAUGCACUACAAGCUAAGAUCGAACGAGCCGCUCAACUCGCUCAUGUUCACGAUUUUAUCAAAACCCUUCCCCGGGGCUACGAGACCAAGCUAGGUGAAAACGCGUCGCUCAUCUCCGGAGGCCAACUGCAACGUCUCCAACUCGCCCGAGCAUUGAUGCAAGAUCGAGAGAUCCUCUUGUUGGAUGAAUGUACCUCGGCUUUGGACGCUACGAAUCAAGCUUUGGUGAUGCAGACGAUUGAGGAGGUCAAGAAGGGACGCACGACUAUUAUUGUGACGCACAAGUUGGAUGUGAUGAGGAGGUGCGAUCGGUUAAUUGUGAUACAUGAGGGACGGGUAGUGGAGACGUGAGUACCACAUCGUAUGCGGUCGUUUCUUUCUUGUAACCAGGGACAGAAAACUGACAGCCAUCGCGUUCAUCCACAACAGAGGAACGGUGGAUGAUCUUCGUGCACGCGGUGGCCACUUUGCCCAACUAGCAAGCGGAGGAGAAUGGGAAGCCUCAUAA